This is a messenger RNA of Fusarium subglutinans, 1482 nucleotides long. RefSeq lists its product as uncharacterized. Bases 1 to 1482 code for a protein of 493 amino acids. The record is from RefSeq and is a predicted model, not a curated record. NCBI's taxonomy places the organism in Eukaryota, Fungi, Ascomycota, Sordariomycetes, Hypocreales, Nectriaceae. The transcript has a single exon.
AUGGAUCCAUUCUCGAAACUCCCAUCACUUAUUCAGACCGAGAUUCUUUUUCAUCUCCAGUCUGAUGUAAGUGUCAAGCAGGUAAUUCAAGCCUCGCCCUCCAUGCUAUGGCAUUUCGUCACUUACAAGAAAGGUGUCAUCCGCUACAUCCUGAACGACAUUGUUCCUUUUCGCACUUCCAGCGAAAUCCUUCGACAUGCUCUAAUAAUUAUUCAUAUUUCAGACCAAGCUUCGGCCAAACGAUACAGAGAAAUAAAAUCCUGGCAAACUAUGGAGCUGCCAGCGGACUUUACCGUUAAGCAGCUUCAGAUCCGCUGGCGCUUUUUUACCCGAAUGGUCCCCUUCAUUGAGGACUAUGUCUCAAAAGCAACAAGUGUCUAUCCUCCAAGAGCUUACCUUGGCAUCCCAGAUGUAGUGGACGGCAGCGGAAGCUACUUUAAAGAGCGGAGACUAGAAACCAACGUCGUCAAGUUCACGGCCCUGACAAGUGCUGAGCGGCAUAGGUUCUUAUCUGCCUUUACGAGAUAUGAGCUGCUUUGCAAGGCUUUCCAUCUGGAGGAGAGAGAUUAUGAAGAACAAAUGGCCACAGGAAGACAACUAGCUGCAAUGUGUCGAGACUCUGAUUGUAGGAUUCUACUGUCUGUCCAUGAAUACUAUACAGCUGUCUACGGAGCUUUGUUCGCACAUGGUGCGAAUUCUUGGUUGCCGGAUAUUCCCGAAUCGUACAAGACAGGGCCGUCGCCUCUGCAUUCUGUCCCCUCCGAGUACGGAUUACUAUUCCCUGACAAUAUCUACCUCGAUGCUAGAGAGUAUGCGCAAGACGUGGAUACAGGCGCAUCAUAUUUGGCCCAAUCGUUGCCUUCUCGUGGUCUGGAUUGCUUGAUGCAAAUACUGGUAUGCGUAAGAAAGGAGACAUGGCACGACUCAAUUCUUAGAACGUGGCUACGGUCAUUACGUUAUUCGCUGUCGACCGAAUGGACCCAACAUCUCCCCAACAGCCUCACCGAGACAGAAUUUCGCUCCUACAGUGAAACUCGGGGAGAUCAGCAAGGCCGCGGCGCCAUCCGCUGGGGUAGAGUCACAACAUUCACACCUGGGAAUGCACGCCACGAGAAGUUGAAACUCAUCCAACUUGCCACUUAUCGUCAACGUGCUUGGGGACUAUUCGAUAACGACAGGCUGUAUCCGAAGCAUAUCAACCACUUCCCAAGUUUUGAUGAUCUCGAUCGAAUGCAAAGGGAACUUUCCAUCGAGCGGUUUCGUGCGCCGAGGUUAGAGCGCAAGCAAAGAAGGUCCCAGAAAUGGCAGGAUUAUGAGGACAUGGAUAUCCCACCGCCUACACGAUACAGUCAUAAACAAGCUAUGGCUGAUAGGGAUAGUAUUGUUGGGCAUCUGGGGCCUAGUGUAAGGUUUUUUGAUGCUCCUAAUGAGAAGCUGCCUAACGACUUCAUGGAAGAUGGGCGACUGAUUGCUUAUUACUGA